Trematomus bernacchii (emerald rockcod) is the source of this 1202-nucleotide messenger RNA. RefSeq names its product thymosin beta-like. Gene Ontology annotation, biological process: actin filament organization. The coding region runs from base 253 to 801 and encodes 182 amino acids. The transcript has 9 exons. Lineage: Eukaryota; Metazoa; Chordata; Actinopteri; Perciformes; Nototheniidae. Gene Ontology annotation, cellular component: cytosol. Gene Ontology annotation, molecular function: actin monomer binding. The record is from RefSeq and is a predicted model, not a curated record.
AUGAUUGAACAGAUAACAGCAUUCCUUGGCAAGAACAGGCAGCAGCCUGUCAUAUUUCAGGGAAGUCAAGCAGCAAGCGUGUCCAAUCAAAUUUCUUCCUGCUUUGGGAGCCAAUCAGAGCCAGCAUAUCGGUGUCCAUGUUGGCGUACAGAAGGGUGUGUUGACUACUUAAACCGUUGUCUUUUCCCAAAUUACGCAGAAGCAUUUUACCCGUAAAGAAUCUACGCACAUCUGCACCAGACAUCUUCCAAAAUGAGCGCCAAAUGUCCAAUCAAGCAGGAAGUGGUGGACUUUAAUAAGGGACAACUGAAGAGGACUGAAACUGCCGAAAAGAACCCUCUUCCAACGACGAAGGUAAUUGAUGAUGAGAAGAUCGCCAUUGAAGAGAAAUGUGCCAAACUGCCACUCAAUAAAGAGUUGGAAGGGUUUAAAAAGGACCACCUCAAGAAGGCGGAAAUGAAAGAAAAAAACCCUCUUCCAACAACUGAUGUAAUUGAUGACGAGAAGAUCGCCAUCGAAGAGAAAUGUGCCAAAGAACCACUCAAUAAAGAGUUGGAAAGCUUUAAAAAGGACAACCUCAAGAAGGCGGAAAUGAAAGAAAAAAACCCUCUUCCAACUACUGAGGUAAUUGAUGCAGAGAAGGUCGCCAUCGAAGAGAAAACUGUCAAAGAGCCACUCAAUGAGGAGGUGGGGUCAUUUAACAAGCAACAGCUCAAGAAGACAACCACAAAAGAAAAAAACAUACGUCCAACUGCAGCGGAAGUUGAAGCGGAGAAGAAAGCCCUGAAAGGGGGGAAGUAACUGAACCGUGCCUGCCAUGAUUCCUCUUUCAGUCCUGCUCCGUUACCGACUCUUCUUCUGAUAAAGAAUACUGUCCAGCAUCACGCCGCCUGCCUGUUUGAAGAAGUGUUUGGGCUGAUGCAUCGGAAAGGAUGUUCCUGUACUCCUUGUAAAUGAAUGCAAUAGAUGUAUUUUUGUGUUUUUUGUCUGUGCUGAUUAUAUGGGGCAUGGAAAAAGAUAACAAUUAAAAGGAUUUUUUUUUUCAAAAACAUGAAUUGUAUUAAUGGAAAUCCACCAAAAAUAUAUUGCACCAUAAGUAUGACUGUAAAUGUUGUCCUUCAGAAAUGUUCUGAGAAAUGACACUCAAACGUAUAACACUUUCUUUUUUUUUUUAUUAAAUAAAAAUGGAUAUGUUAACAUUU